Mycena indigotica is the source of this 573-nucleotide messenger RNA. RefSeq lists its product as uncharacterized. The coding region runs from base 37 to 573 and encodes 178 amino acids. The record is from RefSeq and is a predicted model, not a curated record. The transcript is spliced from 3 exons. NCBI's taxonomy places the organism in Eukaryota, Fungi, Basidiomycota, Agaricomycetes, Agaricales, Mycenaceae.
CACGACAACCACAACCCCGCCCACAACCCACGGCGAAUGAGCGGCCUUUCAAGCACGAUGGACUCUGACUCCGAGUCGUCGGAGUCGGAGCUUCAAGUUGACUCUGAGCUUUCUCUGCCACCGGUGCCACAGGGCAGCGGGCUCGUCGGGACCGGCCUCGCCGACGAGCGCUCGCCCCCGCUGCGCACCCCCGGCGCCGCCUACAGCAUGCCCUUCGCCGACACGCCGUACGUCUGCCUCCUCUGGGCCACCGCCGCGACGCGCGGAUCGGGCACGUGGCAGCUGCACAUCGCGCACCGCGACGCGCCGCGCACCCCGCUCGCCGUCGCCGCCCUCCAGGCGCAGGGCGUGCACGUGCUCCAGCUCGGCCCGGGCGGCCCCUGCGACGGCGGCAUGCGGUGGCAGCGGGACGACGGGGACUGGGGAGACACCACAACGCUGAUCGCCGCCCCGGGGCUGCUAAUCGCGCUGCAGAUCGGCGGGAAGGUGCACGGGCUCUCAACCGAGCUCCCGUUUGCGCCGGAGGUCGACCUGCCAGCGCACGUGUCAGGCAUCCUCCCGUUCUUCGAUUGA